AUCAAUGACAUCAGUCUUCUUCUCAUUAAACUUUCAAUGAGUGAAACACGAGCCCGGGUUUUGAUUAUAGGCGCAGGCUGUUCAGGUAUGGCUGCUGCAUACUCGUUCUCUUUGGAACCUUCUAAAUUCAAGGUAACAAUCUGCGAUAAAGUACAAAACGUAGGAGGUAGCGCUACCAGCUAUGAACUUGAAGAUAGGAAUAAGUUUGGUGCUGAAUAUAUUAAUGAUGGUGUACAAGGUGCAAGUCCCGUCUUCUACAACACUCUAUCAAUGUUUGAAAAUAUCCUUGGAUUCCGUGCUAGUAAUGUUGGCAUGCAAAUAAGCUUCGGUAAAGGAAAAGAAAGCUUCUGGACGAAUGUAUUCCCAAGUGAAUUGGUUGAAAAUUAUCAUGAUGACAUAAAAAAGUUUGGAAAGGUACUGCAAAUAAUUGGAAGAUUUGAGCCCAUAUUUGCCCUCAUUCCAGUAGACAAGAUGCUCAAAAUGUUUGGUUUCAGUCCAUCUUUUGGUGAUCGUAUGGUGUACCCCCUCGUAGCACUUUUCUUUGGAACUGGUAAUGAAACUAAACACAUAUCUUCUGCAAUCCUUGAACGCGUCUUCCUUGAUCCUUCAAUGCGUCUCUUCGAGUUUAGUCAAGAUAGUCUUCUGGCUAGUAUACCACUUAUGAAAGCUUUUCCUGAGCUUGGUCGCGUAUAUGGCGCUUUUAAAUCCAAAGUAAUGUCGAACGGUAAUGUAAAAAUAUUCACGUCACGAGAAGUAACAAGUGUAGAAAGAGGUACGAAGAAAGCGAAAGAAAUGGGUGGAAAUAUUUUAGCAACAUAUGAUAAUAGCGACUUCUUUGAAACAUUCGAUGACGUUAUUUUUGCUUGUGAAGCAGAUAAUGCUCUCAAAAUACUGGAAUCUGGUUCAGGAGCUACUUGGCGAGAGAAGAAGGUACUGGGAAAUGUACUUUAUAAAUGGGAUGUUACCGUUACACAUAAUGACUUGAAUUACAUGCGCAAGCAUUAUCAAGUCACUUAUGAUAGUCAAUAUUUUGCACAAAGGGAUGAUGAAAAUAGUAAGAAAGCAUUUAAAUUCGCGGAAAAAAACUGGAAACCGCUCUAUUUAAUUAAAAUGUAUGAACAAGAUCCGUCGCAAAUAGAAAUGAGCUUCGAUUUGACUCAUUACCAAGCUCAGUUUGAGGGUAUGCCACCCGUUGGAUCAGAUGCCGAUAUAAAAGCAGAGGAUGCACCACCGACUGAACGACAAGCGGGUUCAGAAGGUAAGGAGAAUGCAAAGGGUGUCGAUAGUGAUGGUUUAGUUGAUGUUCAGAACAAAGAGUUACCAUCCUUAGAAAAUCACGUAUAUCAGACUAUUUACUUGGAUAGAGAUGCGAGUGAACGUUGGACUAAGGAUGAAGUCGCGUCUGAUAAGAUUAUCCUAGAGAAAUGGUGGAAACAGCAAAGCCAUCGUUGGCAACACUAUGGAGGAACGGUACCAUGGAUGUGGACAAUAAAUGGUAGAAAUAAUACCCAUUACGCCGGGGCAUGGACAUUGGUGAAUAUGCACGAAGUUGCUAUGGUAUCUGGAUUUGCAGCUGCUUAUCAACUAGGUGCACCAUAUCCAUUCAAACAAGAUGAGAACUGUGCGAGAUUAUUUAGACUAUAUCUACUACUUGCACACAUGUCGCGUAUGCGUGGGGAAGACCGUAAAGGAAUGUUUUCUUGAAAUAGUGUACUUCUAUAAUGAUAGUCUGUUGUAAUUCUUCUAUUAAUGUGAUGCUAUAGACGCGUCUCUCAU
Molecule: messenger RNA, 1776 nt
Organism: Wallemia mellicola CBS 633.66
Lineage: Eukaryota; Fungi; Basidiomycota; Wallemiomycetes; Wallemiales; Wallemiaceae
Product: nucleotide-binding domain-containing protein
Exons: 3
Coding region: 37-1704 (555 amino acids)
Molecular function (GO): oxidoreductase activity
Source: RefSeq, a predicted model, not a curated record